CUUACCUGCACUCGGGCGUGGCUUGUUCGCACGUUUGCUUGACUGUUCUUCUGCCUGCUUAAUCACGCUUCGCAUUAAAUUUAAGUAUAGUUCCAAUAGUUUUCACUUAUUGCAAAGUUUUAAUUUCAUUUUUCUCGCGUGUUUAACUUUUUUUUUUGCAGCUGUAUGGCAGUUUGAGAUUGAUUUCGUUUUUGUUCACACAUUCGAACAUCAUCUAAAGAUAGUUUCAAUCAUUUCCAUUGAUAUUUCUUGAUCAAAUAAUUAAUUUUCUUUCAUUUAAACUUCACAAUGGAAAAUUUAAAAUCACUAAAGAAAACUCGAGCCAGUUUUAAAGCAAAGCUGACAGUUUUUAACGAUUAUUUAAAUGCUUUAUUGCCUAGCAGUGAGCUUAAUAGCAUACAAAUGCACGAGCUUACCAUGCGACAUGCAAAAAUGUCAGAAAUGUAUAACGAUUUCGAUUCCAUACAAAACGAUAUAGAGAGUAUGACGGAAAUUCCAGAUGACGAAUACGCAGAGCGGACUUCCUUCGAGAACCGGUACUUCGGCGUCAUGGCUGCUGCGCAGGACCUGCUCAGCAGGCAUGCAGCGCCCGCCGGCCCUGCCUCUGCGGUGCACGACAGCGGAUCGGUGACGGGAUCAGGUGAUGCUGUAUUCUCAAAGCUCCAGUCCCGCAGCAAGUGGCGCACUCAGGGUGCGCAUCCACAGCUGGGCGAGAUGGUCGUCGUCAAGGAUGACCGCCUCCCACCAAACCGAUGGCUGCUCGGACGAGUCACAGCCGUCCACCCGGGCAGCGACGGCGUCAACCGCGUCGCUGACGUCCUCACCACUACGGGGACCCUGCGCAGGGCCUACAAUCGCCUCUGCCCACUUCCAUCGACGUUGGAUCAGGCAGCUCCUGACCCAAGGGGGCAGCCUGUUAACGCACCUUCCAUGUGUGCGUGAGCGCCGCCGCGCACACAUCGACACGACACCCGCGGGCCCGCGGCCGGCGACAGCCCGCCCCGCCAUCACUCACCGAUCGUACUCGACGCCGACACCACGAUAGCUCGCGCGUCCAUAGCAAUGUAUUUUUUACAAAUCAAUAAAUAGCUGUUCAAAAUCCAAGU
This is a messenger RNA of Leguminivora glycinivorella, 1106 nucleotides long. RefSeq lists its product as uncharacterized. The transcript is spliced from 2 exons. Bases 289 to 942 code for a protein of 217 amino acids. The record is from RefSeq and is a predicted model, not a curated record. NCBI's taxonomy places the organism in Eukaryota, Metazoa, Arthropoda, Insecta, Lepidoptera, Tortricidae.